AUGUCAGGUCUGGACGUAGAGGCGCUUCUUGACGCCACCGCAAAAAGCUCAACCGAGAGCAAGCCCAAAGCCAACGACGUGGAGGAUCGCCCCAAUGGAGACCGCUCCGAGCGCAAAGAGCGCGAUCGUGGCCGUGAUGGAAGUCGAGAUCGCGACUACGACCGCCGACGUCGAGACCGCGAUCGCCGCGACCGUAGUUCAACCCGAAGCCGACGUGGCACCCCAGAUGACUACAAGGCAUCCACCCCUCGAAGCGACGCUGGCAGCCAUAAGAGUAGGCGGAGAAGCAGAAGCCGCGAUGAUGACCGCCGUCACUCACGUCGUCACAGAGGAGAUGGCGAUUACUACAGAGGCGGGCGAAGACAUUCUCGGUCCCGUUCUCGCUCACCCCACCGCUCUUACCGCUCGUCGCGCGACGACCGUGACUACCGCGAGCGCCGCGAUCGCUCUGACCGCUACUCUGGGGAAAGCCGACGGGCAAGGGACGAAGAUCGUAAUGAAAAUUCCAAGCGUGAGGCAACACCACAACUUACUGAAGAUGAACGGGAUCGCCGCACUGUUUUUGUCCAGCAGCUCGCCGCUCGUCUUCGCACUCGCGACCUGAAAGCGUUUUUCGAAAAGGUCGGCCCUGUCAACGAGGCCCAGAUUGUGAAGGACCGUAUUAGCCAGAGAUCCAAGGGAGUUGGUUAUGUUGAAUUCAAGAACGAGGAAUCUGUCACUCAAGCUCUUCAACUUACCGGGCAGAAGCUGUUAGGUAUCCCUAUCAUUGUCCAGCUUACAGAGGCCGAGAAGAACCGACAGGUUCGCAAUUCCGAAACUGCCACCGGCGCCCAUCCGAACUCGAUCCCAUUUCACCGGUUGUAUGUUGGCAACAUUCACUUCAACGUUACCGAACAGGAUUUGCAGGCUGUUUUUGAACCCUUUGGCGAACUUGAAUUCGUCCAGCUCCAGAAAGAUGACAACGGUCGCAGCCGAGGCUAUGGUUUCGUACAGUACCGUGAAGCAAGCCAAGCCAGAGAGGCCCUUGAGAAGAUGAAUGGGUUCGAUCUUGCCGGUCGCCCAAUCCGUGUUGGCCUCGGAAACGAUAAGUUCACCCCUGAGAGCACUGCCAACAUGUUGCAGAGAUUUCCUGGCCAGAACCAAGCGUAUCAAGGAUCUGCAUUUUCGGGCGCGGGUGGCCGCGGCCCGCAGACUUCGGCUUUUGACCGUGCGGGUGGUCGAGAUAGCGAAAAGUCGGGCGGUGCAAGUGCCUUGGACGAUACCGAUGUUGCUGGAGUCAAUUUUAACAACUACAGCCGUGAUGCCCUGAUGAGAAAACUUGCCAGGACUGAUGAAGCUUCGAAUGGAGCAGAUGAGCGACAGGUUCUGAAGCCCAAGACCGAGACCAAGCCGUUACCGGUAAACGUCAACAUGGCCAGUCGAUGCGUUGUUCUUCACAACAUGUUCGAUCCCGAAGAGGAAGAGGGCGACGACUGGGCCAAGGAGUUGGAAGACGAUGUACGACAAGAAGCAGAGAAGAAAUACGGCCGCGUCGUCCAUAUUGCUGUUGACCCCAAUUCGAAGGGUGAUAUUUACCUCAAAUUCGAUAAGGUUCAAGGUGGCGAGAACGCCAUCCGGGGACUCAACGGUCGCUAUUUCGGAGGCAGGAUGAUCGACGCGUCACCUGUUGUAGAUGCCGUCUACAGCAGUUUGUUCUCUCGUACACGAGCGAUCUGA
Molecule: messenger RNA, 1716 nt
Organism: Colletotrichum truncatum
Lineage: Eukaryota; Fungi; Ascomycota; Sordariomycetes; Glomerellales; Glomerellaceae
Product: RNA splicing factor (pad-1)
Biological process (GO): mRNA processing
Cellular component (GO): nucleus
Molecular function (GO): RNA binding; U1 snRNP binding
Source: RefSeq, a predicted model, not a curated record